Messenger RNA from Ictalurus punctatus (channel catfish), 4660 nucleotides. RefSeq names its product MAP/microtubule affinity-regulating kinase 2a (gene mark2a). Gene Ontology annotation, cellular component: cytoplasm. The coding region runs from base 1178 to 3571 and encodes 797 amino acids. Lineage: Eukaryota; Metazoa; Chordata; Actinopteri; Siluriformes; Ictaluridae. Gene Ontology annotation, biological process: microtubule cytoskeleton organization; protein phosphorylation; intracellular signal transduction. Gene Ontology annotation, molecular function: ATP binding; tau-protein kinase activity; protein serine/threonine kinase activity. The transcript is spliced from 19 exons. The record is from RefSeq and is a predicted model, not a curated record.
GCGGAAGUGGAAGAGUCGACUGGGAUUCAGGCUGCUGUGUUGAAGGCAAACAGAGGAACUGGGUCCGGGCGCCGCAGUGGCCGCCCAGUACUCUAACUCCCUUCAGCAUUCUCGCGAUUUAUAACGUGUAGAAAGCUACGAUUUCGGUGUACUCGUCGAUCGAGAAACUAUUGAAACUGGUCGGCGCGAAUCCUAACAUCAGCGCGCGCUUUAGCUAAUGUUGUUGGUUAGCAACUGGUGAAUGUAAUAUGAAUUUCAGGCAACGCAGUCUGAGCUGCAAUGCCAAUCAAGGCAUCGGUGUGACGCUUUCGCUCGGUGAUUACUAGCCAAACUGAACUGAAUCCUAAUUACCUGGCUGUCAGGAAUCAAUCCUCGAGGGAAGCAAACAUUCUCCCAUGUAGAAUGAGAACAUUGUCUAGCUUUACGGAUCUUUUUCUCCGAAUAUCGCGGACGUGAGCAUCAGCUAAUCGGUUAAGACCAGGCGGCAUCACCAGCUAGCCUGUUAGCUACCUACUUAGCGGGCUGACUUACCCUAAAACUUUUUUUCUACAGGUUUGUUCUUCGCGACUGACUACUCCUUGAUCUGAAAUUCAGAUUAUCCACGUCCACAUGAUCCACCAUCUACAACAGCUUCAUAUUCCUGUAUUUCAUCGGAACAGGGAUCUACUGGAUUUUCUGGCCUAAUCUGAAACCGAGUUUCAGUCUUUAAAGUUAGAUUUUUAAAAAAUUGAACUUAUUAAGCUCUUUCAUUUGAUUUAGUUAUCUAUCAGUUAGAUACCCGAAUUAGAGUACUGACUCCAUUUGUAUUUCACGGUACUCCUGAGAGAAAGAAAACAACAUUAGCAGGCUUGCUAACUAGGUUGAACGCUUGGUUAGCCUGCUGCAGUUGUUUGUUACGGUGUACUGGCUAGCUAACUAGUUAGCAAACGGCGCAGAGAAGAAAGGAGUCUGAUUUAUUCAUCCUGAUUUCAAAGGGGGGGAAAGGAACUUCACGAACAGGGCAAACCAACUAACUAUGACUUGACUAGUCUCCGGAUCUCCAGCCUUGCUGUGCAAGCUCGCUAGCGGACUGAAAGUUAGCUAAUCUGGCAGUGGACUUCGGACAGAAAACAACACCGAUGUCACUUUCGAUUGAGUUUUUAAGAGCCCUGAACUCGUAAACAACUCGAAGAUUGAAAUGACAACGCGGACUCCAAUGCUAUCAGUCAUCGAGCAUUCAUCUAACCAGACUCACUCCGACUCUAAGGCCGGCGUUCGCUCCAACAUGCCCCGCGGCCGCAACUCGCUGGCCACUGCAGCCGACGAGCAGCCGCACAUUGGUAAAUACCGGCUGCUGAAGACCAUCGGAAAGGGAAAUUUCGCAAAGGUCAAACUGGCUCGGCAUGUUCUCACUGGCAAAGAGGUGGCUGUAAAAAUCAUAGACAAGACUCAGCUCAACUCCUCCAGUCUCCAAAAGCUCUUUCGGGAAGUGAGGAUCAUGAAGCUGUUGAAUCACCCAAAUAUUGUGAAAUUGUUUGAGGUGAUAGAAACCGAGAAGACACUUUACCUGGUUAUGGAGUACGCCAGUGGAGGAGAGGUGUUUGAUUACCUCGUUGCCCAUGGCAGAAUGAAAGAGAAAGAAGCCAGAGCCAAAUUCAGACAGAUUGUGUCAGCAGUGCAGUACUGUCACCAGAAGUGCAUCGUUCAUAGAGACCUUAAGGCUGAAAACCUGCUUCUGGAUGCUGACAUGAACAUAAAGAUAGCUGAUUUUGGCUUCAGUAACGAGUUCACUCUGGGCAACAAGCUGGACACGUUUUGUGGCAGCCCUCCGUACGCAGCUCCAGAACUGUUCCAGGGAAAGAAGUACGAUGGGCCUGAAGUGGACGUGUGGAGCUUGGGAGUCAUCCUGUACACGCUGGUUAGCGGCUCGCUGCCUUUCGAUGGCCAGAACCUGAAGGAGCUGCGCGAACGCGUGUUAAGAGGGAAGUACCGAAUCCCAUUCUACAUGUCCACAGACUGUGAGAAUUUGCUGAAGAAAUUUCUUAUUCUCAACCCCACCAAGCGAGGAAGCCUUGAGCAGCAGAUCAUGACUGACCGCUGGAUGAAUGUGGGCCAUGAGGAGGAGGAAUUGAUGCCUUACAUUGAGCCGCAGCCCGACUACAAGGACCCCAAGAGGACAGGUCAGCACCCCGGCAAUGCAGGGGGUUGGAAGAGAGAUAUCAUGCUACAAAUGGGAUACGCACAGGAUGAGAUACAAGACUCCCUUGUCAACCAGAAGUAUGAUGAAAUCAUGGCUACUUACCUAUUACUGGACUAUAGGAAUUCAGAGCUGGAUGAGCUCUCCAUAAAGCCCCGCCCAAGCAUUGACCUCACAAACAAUGCACAAUCACCUUCUCACAAGGUACAACGCAGUACCUCCAACCAGAAGCCGCGCCGAUCCACAGACCAAAGUUUGUCUGUGUCGGUUAAGCGCUCUCAGGGCGACAGUAAGCACAUCGCUGAAGACUACGGGAGGAAAAGCUCAGGCAGCUCCGCUAAAGUUCCUGCAAGCCCGCUGACUACAGCCGAUCGAAAGAAAACCCCGACCCCGUCCACCAACAGCAUACUUUCAACUGGUACGAGUCGUGGGAGAAGCUCUCCAGGUCCUGAGAGAUCUACCCUCGGUGUACAGAAUGGCAAGGACAGCUUGAGCACACCAGGGUCCCGCGCCUCUACCGCCUCGGCAGCUGCUGUUCUAACUUCCGCUUCUUCCUCCCGCCCCCGCCACCACAAGUCCCUGUCCACCUCGGCCCACCCCAACUCCCCAGACCUCCAUGCACAUCUUCCCAGCACCGUUCCACAAAGAGUUCCAGUGGUGUCUCCUUCAACCAACAACAUAAGCAACUCCACGGUAGCAGACCGCACCAACUUCCCCAGAGGGGUGACGAGCAGAAGCACUUUCCACGCAGGCCAACAGAGAGCCUCACGCGACCAGCAUGCCUCAACCUACAACGGGCCCCCAGCCUCCCCUUCGCUCUCUCACGGGAACAGCCAGGUCCGUCGCACUGGUACUGGCAUCUUCAGCAAAUUCACCUCCAAAUUUGUGCGCAGAAAUCUCUCAUUCAGAUUCCCCAGAAGGAGUCCGUAUGAGGGAGAGGGUCGAGAUGAGGCCAGCAGACCCAUGUUGAGCACUGCAGAAAAGCUGGAGAAAGGCACCCAGGGAUCAGCGGGGGAUGAGAACAGGGACUCGGUGUCAUCCUCCUCUCCUGUGUCCAGCACACCCUCGUCCACCCAGUCCUCCAAGGACAUCAAACCGCGUUCGCUGCGCUUCACGUGGAGCAUGAAGACCACUUCGUCCAUGGAGCCCAACGAGAUGAUGAAGGAGAUCCGGAAAGUUCUGGACUCCAACAGCUGCGAUUAUGAGCUGCGCGAGCGCUUCAUGCUGCUCUGCAACUCAGGGAAUCCUUCACGUGAUGACUUCGUUCAGUGGGAGAUGGAGGUGUGCAAGCUGCCCCGCCUCUCCCUCAACGGUGUGCGCUUCAAACGAAUCUCGGGCAGCUCCAUCGCCUUCAAGAACAUCGCCUCCAAGAUUGCCAACGAGCUUAAGCUGUGAGCAUAGAAACAUGAUUUGGGGAUGAAGCUAAUACCGAAUUGUGGCAGAUGUGAGAGCUGUAGCCCAUAUGUGCAUUAGGAGAAGAUGGACAAAGUGGUGCCAUCAGAAGCAUGGACACUGAAGAGUUUAAAGACUGUAAAUGAUGCAGGAUGGUUAGCACAGCUUGGUGGGGAGGCUGGUCUCUGUGUGUGUGUGUGUGUGUGUGUGUGUGUGUGUGUGUGUGUGUGUGUGUGUGUGUGUGUGUGUGUGUAGAUGUUUUGAGGGCCACCUUGAAUUUAUUUUUAUUUUUUAUUAUUUUUAGUGGGAGGUGCUUCCUUGGUUUGGGUUUUCUGUCCCUACAUCACCCCCCUCCCCGCCCCACCUGUAUUUUGUUGUCAUCUUUUAUUUGUGGCGAUUUUGUUUUGUUUCCAGUUUUGUGAUUUCUCCUUGCUCCUCAAGUCUUUUUCUGUUUAAACAGUAUAGUGAUGGAGGAAGGACAUUUAUGUAAUUAUUGAACUGAACAGUGUUUGCUGGCGAUUCUUAUACUACAAACUCAAACCAGCAACUGUCUCAAUACGCUGUAAUCCCCCCUCCUUUACUUGAUUUAUUUUUUUUUCUUUCUUCCAGUUCCAAAUUACUGUUUUUGAACAGAGGUAGAUUGGUGGUUUUGACACUGAAUGUACAGCACGCUUAGUGAUGGGUAACUGAGACUGAAGUACUACGCACAUUUUAGUAGAGCCAUAGUGAAAUUUGAAUAUUUAUUCAUCUUACUGUGGUUCACAUUCUCAGCCUCCACACUCCCGUGUACAUCACAGUAACGUGUCUUAUCUGAUCUGAAAUGGAAGCGCAGACUUGAACCCUCGGUGCUCUGGAGGUGGAUCACCUCUCUGCACUCUAAGUCCAGACAAUUAUGUUUUUUCUUUUCACUUCCUGCUGCACGGGUCAUAUGUCAAAAUCUAAUUAAGGGCCAAUUAAGUAAUUAUUGGUGGAUUGUAGUGUAAUUAAGAGUUGCUGGUUGGUUUCAAUGUGCUGCACUGGAAUGAGUCUGUGUUUUUGUUGCCUUUUUUUUCUGGAGAAGAUUAUAUUAUAAGAAUAAAACAGUUGGAUGAU